AUGCCUCGUACCACUCGCAGCAGCAAACCCAAGAAGAACAAGUCGGCGUUGACCAAACGUCAAGUGGCCAUUGGCAAGGCGCUGGUGGACUUGUUGGACGCCAAUGACGACUACUCCAUGUUCGAUGACUGUCAAACGCGCGAUGAGGAAUUCAAAAAGAUCAAGAAGCUGUAUCAUCGAGCUUGUUUGAAGCAUCACCCAGACAAGGGCGGCGACGCUGCCCAGUUUCGCCGCGUGCAAGCUUCCUUUGAGCUUUUGAAGGAAAUGCACGCCAAAAAGAACACCGAGGCGGCAUUUCGCAAUGGACCACCUCCCUCUUGGGAAUUCUACCAAGAAGCGGAGACCGAAUCCGUCCCUCUCUACCGCGUGGAAUUGGCCAAAUCCGCACGCAGCAAAUGCCAAGCUUCUGGCAAGGCCAAAAACUGUUCCCAGCCGGAAGAUGACGACACCACUGGUGUCCCGGAGAAAAUUGCCAAGGGCGAAAUUCGCAUUGGAGUUUUGAAUGAUCAAUCUGGAACGUACAGUCGAUGGGUCCACUUGCGUUGCUGGCGAGUUCCCGUCAAAGUGUGGCUGGGAUUGCCACGAGAUGAUGAUGACAAUGCCAAUGCCACCACGGAACAAUAUGCCGCUGCCAUUUCUCAAAUGGAAGAGUUGCUCUUGGUGGGUUUCCGCGAGCUUCCGGAAGAGGACCAACAGGCAUUUGUGGAGCACUGUCAAAACAAGGAACACUGGGCACAAGCACGUUCGGAAGCGCAAAAAGACAUGGUAGAACAAGUCACUGGAGCGCGGCCAGUGUCCAAAUCGAAAAAGGCCAAGAAAAAGAAGGCUGUGCCAAAAAAGGAUGACGACGAGGAAGAGAUUUUGGACGUCAAACCGGCCGCAAAACCCACUGCUACGACGGCCUUUGUCGCAACUUCUACAGCGGCCACAGCUGCGGCCUCCACCGCCAUUGUUCCUGCUGCUACGACCACUGCAUUGGUCAAGCAUCGACAACAGUUUGUCAUUCCCAUGCCAGGGCGGAAUGGAGCUUCCGACGAAACCGUCUUCAAAGGCAAGACGUUUGUCUUGACCGGACUCUUCCCCGAGAUUGGUGGCGGUGGGGGCUUGGAUCUGGGAAAGGGCAGUGUCAAGGCGAUGAUUGAGAGUUUUGGAGGUCGAGUCACGGGAUCCAUCUCUGGAAAGACGGACUGCCUGGUGGUGGGAAAGGAGCCUGGAAUGAGCAAGGUGUCCAAAGCUCGCGAUCGUGCCAAGGUCAAGCUUGCGUCGCUCCAUGAUUUGAAGAUAGGACUCGACAAUGGACUGGCGGCUCUAGAAGACUUUGAUUUUUGCAAGGCCGAGGAACCCAUGAAGAUUCAGUCGUUCAGCAAGGGAUACAACUACCAAAGCGGCGGGUACAACGGGUUGGCUUUGCAAGCAUCGGCCGAAGAGCUCGCGAUUGCCCAGGGAUUGAUGGAACCCGAAAACAAGAAUGUGCCAGCGUUGCCAGCAUCGGCCAACGCCAACGAUUCCAAACCAGAGGCAAAGGAGGAUGCCAAACCAGCGGCCAAGAAAAAGAAGGCCCCUCCCAAGAAACGCCAGGCUUUGACGGAUGUCUCGGCCAAUGACGGGGAAGCAAAGGCUUCCACCGACAACAACAAAAAGCGCAAGACUACACGUGCCAAGCGAGCAGCCAAGCCCCAAGCGUCGUAG
Seminavis robusta is the source of this 1689-nucleotide messenger RNA. Lineage: Eukaryota; Bacillariophyta; Bacillariophyceae; Naviculales; Naviculaceae. The record is from the annotation of a GenBank genome assembly.